AUGAGUUCUGUUAAAGCUGGAUCAUACAUUCCACCGGAUAUAGGACGACCUGCGGGGCUAUUGCCAUAUUGUCCUGGGGUCUUUAAAAAAGCCAUUAUAAAUCCGAAGACAUUACAGCGACUUCAAGUUAUAUCACACCAGAAUACAUCGCGUGGUUACUUUAGAAAGGCUCUGCCUAUACCCGUGGCUGACAAAAUGGUGGCCAAUGAUAGAAAUAUAGAUUUAAGGAACAAGAAAACAGUCCUCUACGCGGUAGGCUACUUCGAAACCUCCGGUUUGCUGGAUAGCCGGGUCAUUGCUUCUACAUAUCUCAGCAAAGGAUACAACGUCUUCAUCACUGAUACCUUCGAUUUUCUCCAUUUCAUUUACCCGAAAUCAGUUCGAUUGGUGAAAGCAAUUGGCAAGGAAAUGGGUGAAUUUCUGAUAAAAUUAUCGAAACAAGGGAUGAAAGCUGAUAAUUUAGAACUAGUUGGCGUAAGCCUUGGUGCCCAUAUAGUAGGCUUAGCUGCUAAACAUUUCUAUUCGGUAACUGGCAAUAAACCAUCAAGAGUCACUGGUUUAGAUCCAGCUGGACCUUGCUUUAGGUCUGUGCCACCGGAAUUUAGAUUAGAUUCUUCAGAUGGAGAAAAAGUAGAUGUCGUCCAUACAAAUAUGGAUGGCUUUGGUAUAGCCGAACGCCUAGGACACGUAGAUUUUUAUAUCAAUGGAGGAGAAUUCCAACCUGGUGACCUUAUUUUUAAUCCCUGUAGUGUAGCGUGUAGCCAUGCAAAGUCUGUUUUUUAUUGGUGGCAAGCUUUGAAGAAUCCAAAAAAGUUCAUAGGCAUUAGGUGUAACUCUAUCCAAGAUGCGAGGUUGGGGAAGUUCAAAGAAGAUAGUCAGACUAACUUUUUAGGCGCUGAGACUAAUUUUUCUAACCCUGGUAUUUAUUAUUUGGGUACGAUAAAUGUUUUCCCUUAUUACUAUGAAAAUCCGGAAGACGCGGUGAAACCGGACAAUGAUUUUGCACUGCUCGGCAUUAAAGUGAUCAAUAACAAUGAUGUGCUAGAAGUUUAA
Molecule: messenger RNA, 1053 nt
Organism: Amyelois transitella
Lineage: Eukaryota; Metazoa; Arthropoda; Insecta; Lepidoptera; Pyralidae
Product: lipase member H-B-like
Exons: 4
Coding region: 1-1053 (350 amino acids)
Molecular function (GO): lipase activity
Source: RefSeq, a predicted model, not a curated record